CGUCUCAUGUGACAAAAAUAACAUGUUUGGUUUGUAUGAGGUCGUAAAGUGCUUGUCAGUGAAAGACAGCGACUCAAGUGAACAGAGCAUAGUAAAUUAUGCCUGGCGGGAGGCUGGAGAAGUUAACUUUUUGGCACUUGUUGCUUCUACUGGAGACAUUAUACUGAGAUAUUGUUGCAGUGGACAUGACCCUGUUAUUAGUCAUAUUCCAUGGCCAGAAAGUAGAUCAAUUGUAUGCUUAUGUUUUGAUCCUACAGUCUCAUGGCUGCUUGUCAUUUCUGAAGAUGUGACAGUGUCUAUUGUUCCAGUGUUAUCACUGAUGGACAGUACAGCCAAAGUAAACAGGUUAUGGAAUCUUGAAGAUGUAACAGUUCUUCGCUUUAAAAGACAGCAAGGUAUACCAUCUGUAGUGACCUGGUGGCAUACACUGGAUGAUAGACAGAUAGCAAUCAUUGGAAUGAAGAAUGGAAACAUACUGUUGGUUGAUUUGUCAACAAGGAAAAUGGUUCAUCAGUUUACCUUAGAGACCAGAAUUCAUAAAUUAGAAUUGGUUGAAGAUGACCAACAAAUGUCUACUUAUUUAAUGAUUACAGGUCAGCCAUUAGUUCAGUGGAAACUAUUAUUAGAAUGUCGUACACAAGAACUAGCAAUGCCAGUAGAUAAGGAAAUAUCAGACAUGGGAUACGAUGGACUCAGUGGACGAAGUCUACCAAUACUGUCAAUUACACAAGUUACAGAGGAAACAAGAGGCCUGUUCCAGCCCCAGAAGUUAGACCAGUUUCCACGCUCAGUCAUUCUACAACCCCAAUGUGCUAAAGGUCAUCACUUCAUAACCUCUCACUGCUCUAAAGAAUCUACUUUUCAGGUUUAUGACAGUAACAUAGACAGAUCACCAUUAUUUGCCUACAAGUUACCCAUUGGAUCUGACAUUGUAAUAUUGACAGAUAAAGUUCUGUUAGCCAUGACACGUCUUGCCAGUGGAAAGAAGCUCUACAUAAUAGCAAAUCAGAGGGCUGAAACCUCAAUGGACCAAACAAAGGAUUUCAACAAAGAUGCAGUUCUACAACAGUUUGAUAUACCACAAAAUGAACAUCUGCUUACCAUACAAAAGAAAUCCUUUCCAUUUUACUGGCAUGAAAAAUGUGAGGAGAAUAUGAGACAGAAAUAUAAUCAGGAUAUCAAACUUGGAUUGACAUCAUCAGGGUCGUGGCAACCUGGUCUGACAAUGUCACAUGAUAUUCAAUUGACCAAUCAUACUGUAUUAGAUGGUUGUAUUAUAAUAACUGAUUCUUCAGUGUAUGAAAUGAAACCAAGAAUAUCUCCAGAGAGGUUGUUUUUAGAACUGACAUUUUACAGCGAGUCUGCACAUGUAGAAAACCUUGGAAUUGGAUUAGGACUUGAUGUUAACACAUUAUAUGAGAAAUCAGCAGAAUAUUUACUACAAAGAGGUCAUGUUGCCCAGGCUAUUAAAUUCUGUAAAGUUGUCAAGAGUACGUCAUAUAAACUAGUUAUGUACCUGGCUAAAUAUGGAUAUGUAGCUGAUGCUAUUUCACAUUUAACAUUGGCACUAUCUAAUAGAGAAAUCAGUACAGCAGACAGGAAACAUGUGUCUAACUUAUAUCUACAUUGUAUGGUAUAUCAGCUGCAAGAUGGAGAUAUGGAGACAAAUCAGAAAACCUUAAUAAAUGUACUUGUUACAGACUUUUACUACGAAGAAAAACAAGCAUUAGACCUGUUAGCUGAACACAAUCUUUGUGAAGCACUAUUGGAGCUAGCUAUGGCCAGAGGUUUGGUGUUAGAAGCAUUAGAGAUUUUAGUACAGAAAGGUCAUAUUGUUCUAGAACCAUGUCUUAUUAGUAAGCUAAUAGAAAAAGGCUUUGCACAUCACCUGAUAAGGGCUAGUAAUGGUGUACUGCUAGAUGGACUAACACCAAACAGCUUAGUAGUGUUAUUCUGUGAGAAGCCAAUUCUAGCCUUCCAUAACUACACAAAACUGGUACCCUACAUUGAAGAUAUAGAAACACCAGUGCUGGAGAAGUUGUGUGAAAUAUUUGAUCCAUCACAAUCAUACUUUGGAUCACAUUUAGGUAGACAAUUGUUGCAUUCAAGGAAAAGAAGAGGAAGUGUUAGUUCAAUGACAUCAAUAUCCAGUGAAGGGGAUACCUAUACUGAGCAGAUGGAAACAUUUCCCGACAUUUCUGAGUUGAUAGGAUUUUUCUUCACAUUGGUUUUACAUCUGAAUAAAAGAUUAGAUUCACCAACAGCUGAAGAUCUUAUAAUGAUGAAACCCAAGGCCGUUGUUAAAAAGGCAAGAAAGUCAGAUAUAAAAUUAAGAAAAAGAAAAUUGAAAUACCAGAUGAAACUAGUAAGUUGUGGAGCUCAACAUGUUGGAGUUGUUAGAAAUGGCGAUUUGUAUACCUGGGGACGAGCUUCACAUGGUCGUUUAGGACAGGGAGAUCUGGUACCAGAUAAUCCUACACUGGUUCCCUGCCGAGUUGACACACUACAUCAGCUACAGAUAAAGGUGAUAUCAGUUUCAUGUGGUGGAGAUCACACAGUAGCCUUAACUCAUCAAGGAGUGUAUUCAUGGGGUUCAUCCUUGUAUGGUCAAGUGGGAGUAGGAACUAGACAUAUGUACAGUCGUGCUAUGUUAGUUAAUUUUGGCCAUCAUAUUAUCAGUGUAGUAUGUGGACUGUUUCAUACUCUUGCUCUGACUAAUGACAAUCAAGUGUAUAGUUGGGGUUGGGGAGUACAUGGACAACUGGGUCACGGAGACCCAGAAGAUCAGUUGACACCAAAAAGAAUAGAAACUUUGUCAGAUAAACAAAUCACAGCAGUAUCUGGUGGAUAUUGUCAUACAUUAGCAUUAUCAAGUCAGGGUGAAAUAUGGGUAUUUGGUUGUGGUUAUUUUGGUCAGUUGGGCAUAGGUCAUACCACCAAACAGUCUUUACCAGUAAAGAUGGAGAGAAUACCACAUAAAGUUAAAAUGAUAGCUACUAAGUAUUUCCAUAAUGUAGCUGUAACUAUACAUAAUGUUGUUUAUAAUUGGGGAUGUCAUCCAUAUAACCUCAGAUUGAAUGCUCAUGCUGUACGUAGAGCUAGGCAAGCGGGUACAGCAGUCAGUGAUCCAGUGGAGAGAUUCCUUGUUCCAGAGAUAGUCGACACUAGUUUUGUUCAUGGUCGUAUUGUAAAGGCCUCCUGUGGAAAAUCUCACACUUGUUUAGUAACGUUAGAUGGUGAUGUCUACACAUGGGGACGUAAUAUGGAUGGACAGAUUGGUAAUAACUCAAGACAAGAUGUUAAAACUCCAUCCAUGGUAACAAGUAUAAAUGACAAACAGAUUAUUCACAUAUCUUCAGGAGGUGAAUUUAAUGUAGCCAUGGAUUCAGAAUAUUCUUUGUGGGUUUGGGGCAAAAAUGAAUUUGGACAGUUGGGUCUUGAUCCAACAGAUCCUGGUAGAAGAUUAAGACCAAGUAGUAACAUGAAGGAACAGUUGGUACCUACACGCUGUACAGCUUUGCCAUCAGUUAAACCUUUACAAUCGAGACAUUUAAUGCUAUCAAGGUCAAGGUCAUCCAGUAGUGAUGAUGAAUUACUGCUGAGUGAUGAUGAUGACUUUGUACCACAUAUACCAGACUUACAGUCAGAUGUUGGUGUCAAGUACAGUCGUUGUGUUGUUUUGACUAUUUUGGAGCAUUUACCAAGUGUGUGUAAUUGUUUAAAGUUACUUAGAACAUAUGUUGAUCACCAGGACUGGUUAAGUGCAGCAUACAUUUGUCUCCAUCAGACCAACUAUUCACAGGCAUUAUCAUUCCAUCUGGCUGCUUUAACUCACUAUAAAUCAUCAUUAGACAGUAGAUUUACAGAGGUAUCCAAGACUGUUAUUCAAAAUUAUAUCAGGUUAUGUGUGGAUCACAAGUCUUCUGCAACAGAAAAAGAAGAAGUUUACAGAAUUUUACUGUUACAGAUUAUGAAGUUUUGGGAGACACAUUCAUUACAGACUUCAGACUUAGAAGAUGUUUUACAGACACAUAAAGAUUGUUUUGCAUGUGAUUUAUGUACAACUCUGUUUUGGUUGAAAACAGGAGAGUCAUCUAUAGAAAUAACAAAUGAGUUUAGAUUAUCCUUCUCCAUGAGAUUCAAAUUCAAAAUUCUGGAGACAGUCAUUCAUGCAAUUUCCGACACAGAAUUUGAAAGACGUCACCCAGCUUUAUAUCUGAUGCUAAGUUCAUUAACAAUAAAACAGAAUGCUUCCUCCCUCUCAAACCUGAACCCAUUCAAUCAGCUAUGGCAUGAUGUGGUACAAAAUCUUCAGAAAGAACAUACAAACUAUAUCUACAUAACACGAGGGGAAUUGGAUCAUCUUGAUGAGAACUUGCACAUGUCUCGUAGAAGUUCCUCUUCUGAACCUAAUGCUGUAGUAUUUACAUGUGGACAUAAUUAUACCCGACAGAUAUUUAUUGAAGAAAUCAUGACUAAAUUUGAAAAAGAAAUAACAGAUGGACAUACAAAGCUGGAGAGAUGUGGUAGUAUUUUGAUGCAGUAUUAUCAGAGACCUGGGAUGUUAUGUGUAGCAUGCCCUAAAUGUGUUGUUAAUGCUUUACAUAAUUGAGACAAAGUUAUAGUUGUUAUUGAGAUAUUUACUAAUGUAACCGAAGGACAUUUCCAAGCACUCCAUUCAGUCUGUUGUAUUUAUUUUUCCAUCUUACACUACUGGGUAAUCUGAGUAAACUUUUGGAGGUAAUCAUACAAAAUGUUUUAUAAAAAUAUUUAACAUACUAUUAAGGAGUGGAGGAAUAUUAAAAAAUUGUUUCAACCACACUUUUCUGUGAAGGAAUUUCUCAGCAACCAUGCAUCAACAUGUUAUUUGAUUUAGCAUUUAGCAUAUUUUUGAGCUGUUAGGUAUAAAGCAUUUUUACAUGUUUUGUCAGUUUCAUGUGGUUCCUGCACCAUAAUUAACAUUUCAAACAGAUGUUAUACUAGAAUUUUUCAGGGCAGUUUUCCAGCAACUAUGCAUCAUAUAAAAGUUGGAAUUUAGAUUGUUGAUUAGUUGAUAGGUAUGAUAUAUUUUUACAACUAUUUCACACCUGUUACCUAAAAAGUUGUAUGUUCUUCAACAGCAGUUGCCUAGUUGCAAUCUCUGAGGGUACAAGUUAGGAGAGUAAUAUAAGGUUAUUCAUAGAUUUAUGUGUACAAAAAUGUACUUUAAAAUUAAAUGGUGCCAUAUAAAUAACUGUCAUUGUAUUAAUACAAACAAUGUAUUUAAGAUUUCAUAAGAUAUAUUUUUAUUGUUUUUUUAAAUAAAUUUUUUGAUAUUUUUGUAA
This is a messenger RNA of Mytilus californianus (California mussel), 5324 nucleotides long. RefSeq lists its product as uncharacterized. The transcript is spliced from 31 exons. Gene Ontology annotation, molecular function: protein binding. Lineage: Eukaryota; Metazoa; Mollusca; Bivalvia; Mytilida; Mytilidae. The record is from RefSeq and is a predicted model, not a curated record. The coding region runs from base 23 to 4612 and encodes 1529 amino acids.